CAUUUCAUUCAUUGACAAUCUGAUUUAUUAAUGGUCAACAUAAGCGCGCACACACACACACACACACGGUGCUUCAUGCUGUCUGUCCUCAGGUGAAGAACGCCGGCAGGAAGCUCGGCCGGCGCUGUGACAUGUGCUCCAACUACGAGAAGCAGCUGCAGUCCAUCCAGGGCCAGGAGGCCGAGACCCGAGACCAGGUGAAGAAGCUGCAGGUGAUGCUGCGCCAGGCCAACGACCAGCUGGAGAGGACCAUGACGGAGAAGCAGAGCCUGGAGGAUUCGGUCAAAGUGGGAAACGAGGAAACGGCGGCGAAGGUGUCGUCCUUCAUGCAGCGCGUCCAGGAGUCCGAGCUGCUGCUCCUCAGCCUCCAACAGGCCUUCAGUGACGCCAGGAGGAGCACGCAGGAGCAGAUGGCGCUGCUGGUGGCCUCCAGGCUGCAGGUGGCAGACGAGCUCAGCCGGCUGCAGAGGGACAACGAGAGUCUGCAGGGGAAACGCCGGCUGCACCGGGAGCUGCAGGAGGAGGAGGAGUUCCAGAUGCCCGAGACGGAGCAGGAGCUGCAGGUCCUGGUGCUGCAGCUGCGUGACGACCUGGUGGCGCUGAGGACGGCGGCCGACCACCUGGAGGAGAAGCUGAAGGCGGAGCUCCUGUUCCUGAAGGAGCAGAACCAGGCGGAGCAGAGCCUGAAGGAGGCGCUGGAGGAGGCGCUGCAGCUGGAGAUCGAGGGCUGCAAGGAGGAGAUCGCCUCGCUGUCCAGCCUGAAGACGGAGCUGCAGAGAGUCAAGGCGGAGAAGGAGAAGAUGCAGAGGAGUCUAUCGGAGAAGACGGAGACGCUGGAGAGCCUCCAGGGCCUGAGGAUCGGCCUCGAGCGCCAGCUGCGAGAGCUCGCCACCGCCAAGAGCGCUCUACAGACUCAGGUGUUUGACGAGAAGGACAAAGCUCAGCGGCUGCAGACGGAGCUGGACGUCAGUGAGCAGGUCCAGAAGGACUUCGUCAAACUGUCUCAGACCCUUCAGGUGCAGCUGGAGCGUGUCCGCCAGGCGGACUCGUUGGAGCGGGUCGGCGUCAUCCUCAACGACACGGACCUGACGGACAUCAACCAGCUGCCCGACACAUGAGGCCCCGCCCCCUGCCCCCAGCACCACCACAGAAGAAGAGUUUGAAAGGACAGACCGAUGAGGAGACGCACAGUGGGUAGAAUAAUGAAGAAGAGGAAGAGGAACACUCCUCCGCAGGAGAAGAAGGUGAAGGUGUACAUAGCUGACGCUGAGGAGGCGUGUCUUCGUCUGUGAGCUCAACCAAAAACACUCUGAGGUUUGAGGUCUGCAGCUCCUCCCCGGGAGCAGGAGGAGGAGGAGGAGGUUCCUCCGCCAUCACGUCCUCCUUCUGGUUCUGUCCCUCUUGGUUCUGGUCCAGACCAGCUGUGGGAGGAGCUUCAUGGGGAACCUCCCCCUUCCUGAGAUGGACGUCUCUCUGUUCUGAACGUCUUCGUUUCUUUUAACACAGGAAGAAACAUUCAUACUAAGUUUUAUUUUUUAAGUCGCACAAUAACACAAACAAAACGAGGAGGAGAACCAACACGUGAGAGACGAGGUGCUGAGUCGGGUCUGAGAGGAGGCGCAGGCUGAGGGUCUGAGAUCGACUGACGGGAACCGCAGAGUCGAGACUGAGAGACGGAGGUUUAAAACACAAUGCUCCUCCUCUUUAUUGAUUUGGCUUUUAGAUCUGUAAAUGUGAAGAGGGGCUGGAGAUCCUCAUGGAGGUUCUCCUCCUGGCUCAGAGGGUUACCUAACCUCUGACUGACCCUAACCUCUGACUGACCCUAACCUCUGACUAACCCUAACCUCUGACUGACCCUAACCUCUGACUGACCCUAACCUCUGACUGACCCUAACCUCUGACUAACCCUAACCUCUGACUGACCCUAACCUCUGACUAACCCUAA
Messenger RNA from Pseudoliparis swirei, 1945 nucleotides. Its product is annotated as rab GTPase-binding effector protein 1-like. The coding region runs from base 132 to 1118 and encodes 328 amino acids. The record is from RefSeq and is a predicted model, not a curated record. Gene Ontology annotation, cellular component: intracellular membrane-bounded organelle. The transcript has 9 exons. NCBI's taxonomy places the organism in Eukaryota, Metazoa, Chordata, Actinopteri, Perciformes, Liparidae. Gene Ontology annotation, biological process: endocytosis. Gene Ontology annotation, molecular function: GTPase activator activity.